Octopus bimaculoides (California two-spot octopus) is the source of this 2779-nucleotide messenger RNA. Its product is annotated as leukotriene-B4 omega-hydroxylase 3. Gene Ontology annotation, molecular function: oxidoreductase activity, acting on paired donors, with incorporation or reduction of molecular oxygen; monooxygenase activity; iron ion binding. Lineage: Eukaryota; Metazoa; Mollusca; Cephalopoda; Octopoda; Octopodidae. The record is from RefSeq and is a predicted model, not a curated record.
AUCUCUGGCUUUACUUUGUCGACAGAGAUAUAGACAAUAUCUCUAUCUUGUUUAAAUAUUCGACCAAACGCUUUCGUUAAAUGCACAUCACACGGUGGACUGAGUCUCAACUUCGAUAAAAUCCAUCCAAGCUAUCAAAAUGGAAGCAUUAACUUCCGUAAUAAACUCCUACAAGGCUGCCUCUCAGAGCAUCACCUGGGAAAUGCUUCCACAAUUCGUAACUAUUUUCCUUCUUUCGUGGGUUGUGUAUUCACACUUUCUCAAGAUAUAUUUUUCUCCACUAAAAUAUAUGCCAAGUGUGACAUACAUUCCAAUAUUUGGGUCUUUAAUAGACAUUAUACGACAUGAAUCUGGAUAUUAUUACGAAUCGUGGAUGAAAAGAUUGAAUGCCUCUGUAUUCCGAGUAUUUUGGGCCUAUGGAUACGAAAGGGUGUGUGUUGCAGACGCUGAUGUUGCGAAGGCUAUUCUCGUUACUAAAAGUAAAAGUUUUAGAAAAGCUCCCGAAGGAUAUCGUUUCAUUAAAAAACUGCUAGGAGACGGAUUGGUCACAACUGAAGGCAAACUUCAUCGUAGAAACCGCAAACUUUGUAACGGAUCGUUCAGGAAAAAUAUUUUGAAAAAUAUGAUCCCGAUAUUUGAAUCACACACAAUCAAAAUGAUGAACAAAUGGGAAAAACUUAUGGAAACUAGUCGCGAUGGUUACACUGAGAUACCAAUCAAUUUACAAGUGACUAACUUAACAUUUGAUGUUAUUGGUAAAUGUGCGUUCGAUUAUGAUUUUCAAUGCAUCGAAAACAACAGUAACGAAACAACAGAUCUUUUCACAAAAGUUUCACAAAAGCUUGAGUUAAACUGGCAACGAGUUCUACCAGACUUCUUACCGUUUUUACAUGUUUUCAAAACGAAAUCAAUGAAGGAAUACGAGAAAUAUAUUUCGAAUUUAGACGACAUUGUUUAUCGUAUUAUUGAAGAAAAAAGAAAGACCAUCGAUUUAUCGAAUGAGGAUGAUUCAAACGUCAGCAAUCUUCUCGAAUCUUUAUUAUAUGCCAAAGAUGAGGAUACUGGUGAAAGAAUGAGUGACAAAGAAAUCCGUGAUCACGCAGUUACGUUCAUGUUAGCUGGGCAUGAAACUACAGCUGUUUCGAUAACCUGGGUUUUGUUACAACUUGCUCGUUAUCCUCACAUCCAAGAUAAAGUCAGAGAAGAAAUACGUUCGGUUCUGCCAAAAGAUGGAAGGAAUAUCACAGACGACCAUUUGGAACAAUUAUCGUAUCUUCGAUGUGUCAUAGACGAGACAAUGCGUAUUUAUCCGGCUGUUUUGAUGGUCAGCAGAGAAGCUAUUGAAGAUUGCAGAAUUGGGGAUUACACAUUUCCAAAAGGAACAUUCCUUUUUGUGAACAUAACCUCUUUGCAAAAGAAUCCAAAAUACUGGGAAAAUCCAAUGGAAUUUCGUCCGGAGCGAUUUAGCGAUCCUUCAAAAGUUUACCCUUAUUCUUUCAUACCUUUCAUUGCUGGGGGCAGAAUGUGCAUUGGUUAUAAGUUUGCUUUGAUGGAGAUGAAAGCGGCCCUAGCUUUACUUAUCAACAAGUUUGAAUACAAGCUCAUGCCUGGCGUCAGUUAUAAACGACGAGCAACCAUAACCAGUCGGCCGGAGCCGAAUUUAAUUUUGAAGGUGCGAAAGUUAAACUGAGAAAAUGGAAGAAUAAACUAGUUUCUUGGUGAAUCUAGUUAAAUGAUAUAUGGAACGCGGGAAACUGUUUUGAAUAUCAAACGAUAUAUUUAGUAACUUUAUAUAUAUCUCCACCAACCUAAUAAUAAUAAUAAUAAUAAUAAUAAUAAUAAUAAUAAUAAUAAUAAUAAUAAUAAUAUAAAGGACUGAGGUAACUCCUCCAGAAGAUAUAGAGUUAAACUUAAAAGAAGAGUGCCUCAAUCUUUUAUAUAUUAACCAAAAUGAAGUAGAUUGACAAAAUUAUUUUUUGAACCUGUUGAAUAAUAAUAAUAAUAAUAAUAAUAAUAAUAAUAAUAAUAAUAAUAAUAAUAAUAAUAAAUCCAUAAUUAUUAUCAAACUUGGAAAGGCUCCUGAUAUACUCUUAGUGCUGCUGAGAUAUUUUAUUUACCAAUGGUUACAAUGACAUUUUUCAAAUUAAUCUUACACGGCUGUUCAACGUUUAAAAGUAUUGGAACCAUUCCUUACCAAUUGAAAACCAUGUAUUUGGGAUAUUAUAGUAAAUUUCUCUGCAUUUUUCUCAAAUGGAAUCACUUCAAUUUGCUUGAAAACACGACGCUAAGACCAAUUGCAAAUCAACCCAGACUUGCAAAUUCCUAUGAAAUUCCAGACAUAAGUAAUAAGCUAUUACUAUAAAUAAUUUUGUGGUCAAUAAAAUGAAGUACCAGUCAUUUACAGUGGUCGAUGGUAUCGACAACCCCUCCCCCCAAAAUUAUUCGCUAUCUGCUUAUAAAAGAAAUCAUUAUCUUUAAUCGUGUAAACCUUUUAAUACGAAUAUAACACUGACGACAAUAGGCGGGAAACAGACGUUUAUCAUGAAUUCUUCUUUUCUGAAUAGUAAUUGAAUUAACUGAUAUUUGAAUACAAAGUUUCAUUUUGAGGAGUGUGUCGAUUGCUAAACCAGAUGCAUUCUAAUAUGGCUUUCUGGUGUCAACAAACCCCAAGCUCAACAGUAAAACGUUGAAUGAGUAAGAAAUUAUUGCAAUCUCUAUGAACAAGGUUGUAACAUUUGUAAGAUCAAUGAAAGGUAAGCAGAGUCAAAGUAACAAAGAA